GCUGUUUCGGACAAACUAAGGUCCAGGCAACGAUCCCCCAGUUCGUCCAGCAACUACAAGCAUUUCCGCACUCGUUCACGCAGACGCUACCAAACUAAAAUGGAUUUUAUUGACCGCUACAAAGGGCCCGUUGCGUACUUUUCCCACGCAUUUUACCGCUUUCUUCAAGUAACCCUUGCUCUCACUGUUUGCGGUCUCUACGGUAUGGAUCUAAGCAGCGCCGACCAAGCAAACGAGUCAUUGGAUGGUAGAUGGAUCUACGCUGUUGUGACAGCAGGCCUAGCUGUUAUGAUAGCACUUGCCUACCUCGUUCCUCUUUCGUUACGCAUUCCCUUCGUCUUCGUCAUCGAUACGGUUAUUUUCAUCUUGUGGAUAGUGGUAUUUGGAAUCUUUGGCAAUAUGUUCAUCAAGGCAGAAGUCGGAAAUGAGCCUGGUUGGAAGAAAACGCAGAGAAUGAAAAAUUCGGUUUGGGUUGAUCUGGCCAACGCUGUUAGCUGGUUGAUAAGUGCUGCGGGAAUGGGAAUAUACUGGGCCACACGCAAACGCAGGAGUUUAUUUACAGGAAGGGCUAUUGUGUAA
Blumeria graminis f. sp. triticale is the source of this 579-nucleotide messenger RNA. The record is from the annotation of a GenBank genome assembly. Lineage: Eukaryota; Fungi; Ascomycota; Leotiomycetes; Helotiales; Erysiphaceae.